Onychostoma macrolepis is the source of this 1130-nucleotide messenger RNA. It is a transcript of the gene elp6, whose product is annotated as elongator acetyltransferase complex subunit 6. The transcript is spliced from 8 exons. The record is from RefSeq and is a predicted model, not a curated record. NCBI's taxonomy places the organism in Eukaryota, Metazoa, Chordata, Actinopteri, Cypriniformes, Cyprinidae. Gene Ontology annotation, biological process: tRNA wobble uridine modification. The coding region runs from base 225 to 1037 and encodes 270 amino acids. Gene Ontology annotation, cellular component: elongator holoenzyme complex.
CCAAAACGCGUUUUCCCGAAAGAUUGUCUUCAUGCGGCUUCCGUACCCACGUUGACUAACAUAAGAUGCGAACGUGAAAUAUUUAUUUGUAUAUAUUUGGAAAGAAAACGAUGUAAUUGCAGACGGUGCAGCAUGAGAAAUACUGAAGAAGAUUUUGAGAAAUAGAGAGGAGACAGCAGCAUAUCCUGCUCAACUGUAGUAAAGUUCAUCUCUGUCUCACAAACAUGUUUCCAGAAUUGAACAGUAUUCUCAAUUCCACUCCAGACAGUUUCAAAUCGAGUGACUUUAUCCUAGUGUCAGACAGACGAGCUGAUGCAUCAUUCCUUAUUCAUCACUAUCUGUCUUUCUAUUUACGUGCUGGCUGUAAGGUGUGUUUUCUGGGUCUUGUGCAGUCCUUCAGUCACUACAGUGCUGUCGGUCAGAGGCUGGGAGUGAGUCUGGCACAGGCGAGAGAGAAGGGUCAGCUCGUGUUUCUUGAAGGACUGAAGGAUUCUAUUGGAGUUUUAUUACAGGAGGACACCAGUCAGGAGACACAACCUUUGAGUUAUCUCAGGACCCCAGGUGUUGGACUGGAAGGUCUGUUCAGAUUUGUGGAACGCUCUGUGCGUCAGAGUGGAGAUGGUGAUGCUGGUGAAUCAUGGGGUCCUCCAGUGUUACUCAUAGAUGAUCUCAGUGUGCUUCUGAGUUUAGGUGUUAGUGUUGGAGCAAUACUAGACUUUACCCUCUACUGCCAAGCCACCGUGUGCUCUGAGUUACAGGGAAAUAUGGUAAUUCUGGUGAGAUGUGAGGAGGAGGAUGCAGAUGAUGACGAAGAGGGAUCAAACCUGCUUCAGAGGGGACUAGUUCAUCAGUGUAACUUGGCUUUACAUGUAGAGGGGUUACCCACGGGCUACUGCAGGGACAUACAUGGACAGAUUGAGGUUUGGUGGCAACAGAGAGGAGAGACCAUCAACAACCAACGAAAAAUAUUUCACUUUAAAGUUCAUGAUAAAGGAGCAUCAUUUUUCGCUCGAGGGACUUCUAGUGCUGUUCUCUAAGUUUUCAAAUGAAUAUAAGUUUUCACAUUGAAUCUCUUACUGAAAUAAUGUCACUAUUUAGUUUGUUUGACAUAAAUGCAUAUAUUUAAUACA